AUGCGCCACAGAUUCAUUGUCAUCAACUCUUUGCAAACCUUCAAAACUUCUCAAAUGUCUGAUAGGAUUCCUGAGGAGCUUCUCUUCAUUGAGAUUCUCCUAAGGUUACCUGUGAAGUCUCUUGGACGUUUCAGAUGUGUAUCAAAAUCAUGGCGUGCUCGAAUCAGCAAUCCACAUUUCAUCAAGCAACAUGAUAUCAGAAGAAAAGGUUCAAACUCUUCUGAAGUUAAGAUUCUUCUUGGAGGACCCCACCAGGGCUAUUACAAGUUAUGCUCCUCAGAUUGGGACAAAAUUUGUGACCAAAAUUCCAAAGAACUGAUUAAACUCUCUCCUGAGUUAAGUCAGUGGGGUUUUGCCUAUGGUUGCGAAAUUCUGGGCUCGUGCAACGGCCUAGUCUGUCUUGGAUUACUCGCUGCAUCUUGGCCGGUAAAAAUUAUCCUCUUGAAUCCUUUGACACAAAAGCAAUGGCAAUUGCCACCUUUCAGCUUUUAUUCUUUAGCAGAGUUUAAGACUUCUUAUUAUGAAUUUGGUUUCGGUUAUGAUGAAGAUUCUGAUGACUACAAGUUGGUGGUGUUGACCGAGUGUAGGAGGCCGAGUUUCGAAUUAAUCUAUGAAUCAUUCCAUGAAAUCAUGGCAUACAGCUUGAAAUCAAAUUCAUGGAGAAAGAUCAAGGAUUCCCCGUUUCAGGCCUUAACUAAUCCUCAUCAACGAAAUGGUGUUUUCGCUGGAAAUGCUUUGCACUGGAUUAUGUUGGAUAGGGCGUCCCAUGCUCCCUUCAUUGCUGCCUUUGAUCUCUCAACUGAGCAAUUCUUUGAUCUCCCAAUGCCUGAAUAUGAAGAUUAUAACAUCGAUAGAGGAAUCACCUUAGGUAGCUUGGAUGGUUGCCUCUCAACUGUUUUUCAUAUCAAGUUUGAUCCAUGUAUCCAGGUUCACCUAUGGGUGAUGAAAGAUUAUGGUAUUAAGGAUUCUUGGACAAAAUAUAAUGUGAGGUUGCCAAUUUGGGGAAAUUGGAAUUUCGCAACCCCCGUGGCAUGUUUGAAUGAUUCUAGUCAGCAAAUUCUAUUUCAAGUUGGCAAGAAGUUUCUCGUACAAUACGAUCUUGAGAAGAUGUCAGCAGAUUUUGCUCAUUUUCUUGAUGAUCUAGAUUAUUGUCUGGUGGCAUGUGUUUGCUUUGGCAGCCUUAUCCAACCUUGCGGUGGUGGUGAUGGAGAUGGAGGAAAUAAUGGGACAAAAGCACAAAGUUCCAAAAAUGAUGGCGAAGACGACAACAUUGACCUCAUCAAUUAACUACUUUUGUACUUUAAAGGCGUUACUUUUGUGUGAAAUGUAGGCACUAGAUAUAAGAACUUGCAAGCAUUAGUACUUUUCUGGUU
This is a messenger RNA of Coffea arabica (coffee), 1373 nucleotides long. Its product is annotated as F-box protein CPR1-like. Gene Ontology annotation, molecular function: protein binding. The record is from RefSeq and is a predicted model, not a curated record. Lineage: Eukaryota; Viridiplantae; Streptophyta; Magnoliopsida; Gentianales; Rubiaceae.